Lottia gigantea (owl limpet) is the source of this 924-nucleotide messenger RNA. RefSeq lists its product as hypothetical. Gene Ontology annotation, molecular function: hydrolase activity, hydrolyzing O-glycosyl compounds. The record is from RefSeq and is a predicted model, not a curated record. Lineage: Eukaryota; Metazoa; Mollusca; Gastropoda; Lottiidae. The transcript is spliced from 5 exons. The annotation marks the transcript as partial. Gene Ontology annotation, biological process: carbohydrate metabolic process.
AUUAAGAUGAGAGGUCACAAUAUAUUCUGGGGAGAGCCAUACAUUCCUUCUUGGCAACACUCGAUGUCAGCCAACCAACUUCGAUCAGAAAUAACCGAUCAUAUACACGGUAUGACUAGUCACUUCAAGGGCAAAUUCAAACAUUGGGAUGUAAAUAAUGAGAAUCUCCAUUUACAUUAUUACGAAGACAAACUGAAUGAUGAAUAUAUAACAUUUUACAUGUUUCGAGAAACUCACAAAUCUGAUCCUAGUUCCAAAAAUUUCCUGAAUGAAUACAAUGUGGUAGCAGAUGGAAAAUCAACCUUAGCAUUAGUAGACCAGGCCUACUGGUUUCAUGCUGCGGGUGUUCCACUACAUGGUUUAGGAGUACAGAGUCAUUUCAGUGCUUACGUUGAUGUAUCCAUUGUUAAGAGGCGUCUUGAUGAAGUCGCAGCUGCAGGAUUAGAUAUCUGGGUGACAGAACUGGAUAUAUCUGAACCAGAUGAACAUAAGAAGGCUAAGAAAUAUGAGGAUUUGAUGAGACUGUUCUUUAGCCAUCCAGCUGUCAAAGGCGUUCUGUUUUGGGGAUUCUGGGAUGGUCGUCAUUGGAGACCACAAGCCGCUUUAGCCAAUGGAAACAACGUUACUCCCAAUGCAGCUGGUAGAAAAGUUCGUGAGUUGUUGAAGCAUACCUGGAGAACCAAUGAAACUCACAAUAUAAAACAUGGACAGAACGUUCAAAUACGAGGAUUCAAAGGCUAUUACAAACUAUUGGUUCACCAUAAUGGUAAAGUUAUUCAUACCCAGAACUUCUACCUUGGAGCAAGCAGCCAAAAUCUGAAGAUCAAUCUUAGUGGUUCAGGUAAGAAAACAGAAUCGAAAAUGCUGUUAUUUCAUUAUGCAUUAGUUUUAUAUUGCCCUUAUCGAAGAAACGUGCACCUUUAG